Messenger RNA from Telopea speciosissima, 2650 nucleotides. RefSeq names its product golgin subfamily A member 6-like protein 22. The record is from RefSeq and is a predicted model, not a curated record. The transcript is spliced from 2 exons. Lineage: Eukaryota; Viridiplantae; Streptophyta; Magnoliopsida; Proteales; Proteaceae. Bases 89 to 2455 code for a protein of 788 amino acids. Gene Ontology annotation, biological process: reciprocal meiotic recombination.
UUGUGUCUCUGAGCUCAAUCGGAUUAUGGUUAUCUUGGCGGAUUUUUGAUGAACUUUGAGGUGUAGGAAUGUGCUCGAGAGUUCAACCAUGGCGUUUUCGGCUGCUUUUCAAGCCCAUUUUCCUAUCAGCUAUUCAUUUCGCCGCUCCACGUUAUGCUCUCUGAGGCUCACCAGAAAGGGGCAUUCCCUGCAGAUGAUUAGAUCACUCUUGGAUAAAAGGAAGUCAAGCCACAAUGGAGCAACAACGAACAUUGGUAGUGCUGACAAUGGAGCAACAACGAACAUUGGUAGUGCUGACAUUGGAGCAACAGAACCUGCAAGGGUCCUUUUGGAGAGACUGUUUGCACAGACACAGAAGCUGGAAGAACAGAUGAUUAGCGAUUCUAAUCUUCCUAAGGACUUCCGAUUGGGAUUUAACCUUGAAACCCUGGAAUCUGACCUUCAAGCGGCCUUGGCGGCCUUGAGAAAAAAAGAAGAUGACCUUCAAGAUGCAGAGAAGACUGUGCUGAUGGAGCAUGCCAAAUUAAACCAGGCAAAGCAGGAGUUGGAACGACGUGAGGUAGAAAUCGCCAUUACGCAUUCUAAUCAGGAAAAGCUGAAGAAAGAUCUGAAGCAAGCUAAUCAGGAACUAAUUUCUCAAGCAAGGCAGAUUGAAGAUCUAAAACUUCUACUCAAAGAAAAGGACCAGGAGAUUGUCAGUGCAAAAUCUGCACUGAUGCUGAAAGAAGAAGAGAUGGAUAAAAUAAGAAACGAAUUGGUCAAGAAAAGUGAAGAGGCUGCAAGGAUCAAUUCUGACCUUGAGUCCAGAGAUCAGCUCCUGAAUGAAGCUAAGGGAAUCAUUCAGAAACAACAGGACGAGGUUCAACAUCUCCAAGAGUCUGUCAAAGAGAAGGAGGAAGAGUUAGAAGUGUCAAUGACGCUGAGGAAAGUUGAGGAAGAGAAACUAAAGCUAGCCGAAGCCAACUUAGAGAAUCGGACUAUGGAGUGGUUAUCAGCACAGGAAGAACUGAAGAAACUGGCAGAGGAAGCAUCCAAACAUGUCGGAGAAACAAAUGAAACUUUAGAUGAUUUCAAAAGAGUAGAGAAGGUUCUUGCUGAUGUGAGGUCCGAAUUAGUUUCUUCUCAGAAGUCUUUGGCUUAUUCUAGAAAGAAAAUGGAAGAUCAAGAACAAGAACUUGAGAAGCAACUGGCAGAACUUGAAGAACAAAAGCUUAUUGUGAUGUCUUAUGUGAAGAAUUUACAGGAUGCCCAAGUGGAAGUAGAGAGUGAAAGGGCAAAGCUUAGAGUUGCAGAGGCAAGAAACAAGGAACUUGAACGGGACUUAUCCAUUGAGGAGGAGUUAAUUGAGCAGCUACAGGAGAAGUUGAAUAAAGAGAGAUCUUUUGUGGAACAGGCAACCCAAGAGGUAUCCUUGCUGAAGGAGAAGCUAGAUCAAAAAACUUCUGAAUUUGAAGCAGCACAGAAUCUUCUUGAGAGUAAAGAAUCCACACUGGUAGAGGCCAAACUCCAAAUCCAGCAUCUGAAAUCUGAGCAGGCUUCCCUUUGCCUUAUCUUGGAAGAGAAGGAUAUAGAUCUCUUUAAUGCACAGAAGAAGUUGCUGGAAGCCACCCAAGAAGUUGCUGAUCUUAAGAUGCUCAUAAGCAGCAGAGAUCAGCAACUUAUCCAAGCAACUAACAUGUUACAAGAAAAAGAAGAGCAAGCCCAGACAAUGCAACUUGAGCUGAAUGAUACAACGGAAAAGUUGUCAGAAGCUACUGCUGUGGUGGAACGGAUUGUAGAACUCACAAACAAGCUAGUUAUUUCAGUGAAGGAUGAAGAAGAUUCUGAUUCAGGGUUGCUAAGUGAGGAAGGUCUAUCAUACGGAAUGAACCACAUCCUCUUGCCCCCACACCGAGUUCCAGAGAAUCCCAUUGUUGAUUCCAGGAAGCAAACAAAACAGCUGGAACUUGAGCUUGAUCUGACCAGGGAAGAUUUGAGAAUGAAGGAGAUGGAACUUCUAGCUGCACAGAGGUCUCUGGCUGUAAAAGAUGAGGAGCUCAAAGUGACUGUUAACAGGCUGGAUGAAAGAGAGAAGGAACUGAAGAGGAUGCAGAAAGAGACUGAAGAUGCUGAUGGCCUAAGGAAACUAUAUUCACUUGCACAGGAGAGAAUUGGAGAUAAGAGUGUAGGAGAGUUGGCAAUUGAGAAACUCCAACUUGAGGCUGCUCAACUGGAAGUUGAAGCUGCGACUAGUGCACUCCAAAAAAUCGCUGACAUGAGCAUGGAGUUUUUGAAGACGGCUAGCUUGAGCUCUAGUAUUGACACUAAUACUGUUAUAUUGCCACCAUCAGGUUCUGACCCCAGUUUGAGUAGAGAGCUUUUGAACAAUGAGUGUUUCGGAGAGGUUUUAAGAGAAGUUGCUCAACUUUCAGCUUUAUCGGAGAAACUUGUAAAGGAGGCUGGGCAGGGUAGCUAGGUAAUGAAGAAAGCAAGCUGUACUGUUCUUUAGUGUAAAUAGAUGACUGUUAUACAAGCCAUACCGUAGGGGUACUGUAGAAGUGAUUCUUUUGUUUUCUACCAAAUCAACAAUUUCGGCAUAAAACAUUCAAAGAUGUAACCCACGUCUUCAUUGUUGUAACAUGAGUGAAAUCUUGAGCUACCUGUUUUCUUU